AUGUCUACCAGUAGGCGUCCUGAUAGGUUGAUUUACAGACCACCGUCGAAUAGGACCGUAGCCGUCAGUGCCAAAAGCGUCGAAGAUAAAUCGUUUGAUAGUGCUGUUUCCCGCGAAACAUCGUUCCAGAAUAAUCAUCUGCCUAUUAAUAAACUGUCUGGGGACAAUGUAGAUAUUGCCCGAAAGGAUUCAACCGAAAAUAUCAAAACCUGCGAGAGCAGUCGGCCACUUUUGCAUUCACAGGAAGAAUGUGGAUUCGAAAUUGUGAAAUCUGAAGCAUUGUCAAAGAGUGUGGAGAAAAGGGAUGAGGAUUUGUCUUCUAGUACGGUCAAGGCUGCUGAGCCUCUGAUGAACCCUUUGUUUAAACAUGGUGGCAUUAUCCAUUUACCCAAAAAUGUUAAUAUUUUUAAUCAGUCAAGUACUAGCGAAGGGAAUCAUAGCAGCAGUCAAAGAGGUACUCAGGAUUUGUUUAUCGCAUGUAUUUUAGUUACGGCAAAUCCAAGGCCCGUGUUGGUUGUUCGGCCCCAUCAAAGGUCUUCGAUGUCUUCGGAUACCCAUUUACAGCCGCUUAAUAAGAGCAGUGUACAUUACAGUCAUGAGUCAUCUGGUGGAGAAACUGGCAUCACUGGCUUGUCUUCGGUGGCCACAAGCACAGGCUUCCGUCGAAAAGAACCUCAGCCUUUUGGGCAGUCGAAUGGUGCCUCUUCUUUAAUGUUGACACAGCUUUCGAGCAAACCUUCAAGCCCUGCAGUGUUAGAAGCGGUAUAUCAAAUUGCGAGAAUUGACGCUGCGCUCAACACAUUGAUGGUUCCUCCUGGGCGCUGCGCCUUUCAUAUACCUCCUCUUCCAGAUGAACAGUCGGAAGAUAAGUUGCAAAUGUCGGAGCCGGAACGUUUGUUCUUACGCUGGUGGUCUACGUUGGAAAAUCUUCGAGGCAAUUUGAUGACCAACUACGAACGCAUAAUUCUUGAGGAUCUGGAGUUUUGCAAUGCAGCACAGGUUGAACAAGGGAUGUGGAAAUCCGUUUUCUAUACGGUAUUAGAGUUUUUACGAUCCUGGAUAGUGAAUCCCUAUUUAACCGGGCUGCUACCGAAACCAGAAGAAGGUGAAAGUGGACUGGCUGUUGCUGCUGCGGCAUUUUCUCGUAUGAUUAAAAUCAUCAGGAAGGUGUGCCUCGAAGAUGUAAUUCAAGUUGGUGAGCACCGUUUGACUGAGUUGCUGAACCGACUGCAGGCGACUCGUCACGUUCACCUGGACUACGUUCUUUCUGAGGGUCGACCGCCGCCGGAGUCUGGCUCACGUACUUGUAGAUUAAUGUACAUCUGUGCGCAGAAGCUUAUGCUCUAUCUCGGUGACUUGGCUCGAUACGAAGAAAUAAUUAACAGUGGACAGAAUUUUGGAAAGGCUAGAAGUUGGUAUCAAAAAGCCCAGCUUCUUAUCCCCAAAAGUGGUAGACCUUACAAUCAACUUGCGCUGCUAGCCGUCUAUACGUCUCGUCAUUUUGACGCAAUGUGCUACUAUAUGCGGUCAUUGGCAGCUAGCAAUCCUUUCCCUACAGCAAGCCAAAGUCUUUCUGCUCUAUUUAGCGACGUUCAUACACAUGGUGCCGAAUUUUUACAAAAAGUGAGUUUUCUGAGUUUCUUAUCUACUGGACUGGGUUGUAAUAACUCUCCAAACAGUUUCACGCACGGCCGCCCCAAACGAGUGGAGAUUUGGAUUCAUCCUGUAAAUGGCACAGCGACAAUCGUUCAAGGCAAUCGGAGUCUUACGGUGCCUCAUGUCGCCACUGGAGCCGAGGCUUUUGGGAAAUCAAAAAAAGGAGUAGUCACCGCUAACUCCUCCUUUCUUCCCUCAGCGGAAUUAUUGGACGAUGAAAACGAUGAGGAUGGGGAAGAAGCACAGGCUGAUGCAGAGGAAUAUGCAAACAUGUCACUCAUCGAGCUAACAAAGUUGUUUGGACUUCAUUUCAUGCAUGCCCACGGCCAACUUUUUACGAAAAUAGGGAUUCCGGUAGCGCAUUUGACCACGGUUACAGCAAAGAUAUUCAUGGCACCUUUUAACGGACCUCUGCUCUUCCUUGUACAAAGAAUGGAAUCCUUCCCCGAAGUUGCGUCCAUGGCCCUACAGGCUCUCUCUGGUCUCCUGGCUCAGCGACCGUGUCCCCUAUCAGAAGAUCGUCUAUGUCAGAUACUCAUGGUUAACAUGUUCAACUUAGAUCGUGCAGCUAUGUUCACAGCUCACUCUGCGGUCAGUAGGGUUGGUGCCACGGGAGGGAGCCACGCUUGUGUUACUGAAAUGAGCCAAAGGCAACAACAACAGCAACAACAACAACAACAACACUUGCUUCUGCAAAAACCCAAAGUUGAGCCGGAGACUCUUCGUUCGGUGCAUCACGACCAUGCAGCACGCUUCGCCCUCGACACUUUUAGCCUUAUUUGUCGUAGAGCUGCUAAACUCUUUACGGAGUCUCAGCCGAAGUCUAGAACCUCUGAGAAUUGGCUUCACCCUGAUUUGCGCAUCCUGCUGCCUGCGCUGCGGCUCUGGACAGAGUGGAUGAUUCUGCAUCCGGAGCAUUGGUCGCCGCCACCGAAUCACCGUGAUCCCACUCUGCGUCCUUGUCUCGACGAUUGGCGGCUCGUAGCGGAGAUGUGCACCCGUGCCGCUCAGUGGUCCGCGGAAGUUGAGGGUGCACCCUCGGUGGAGGAGAUCACUCCAUCCACUGCUCUUGUAGUUCAACUACACCUCCGCAAGUAUAGGGUGGAGGCUGACGGCGAUGGCUCUGAUCCAGCAGUAGAGCACUCGGCGAACCUAAUACCCGCCUUUCUGAAGUACACAACGCUCUUCGAGGAAACUGUUUGCGCCGGAUUCAAACCCAUGCUUGAUCUCAUUCCUAAAGUAGGCCACUUUUUGACUGGUUCUUUGUAA
Hydatigera taeniaeformis is the source of this 2925-nucleotide messenger RNA. The record is from the annotation of a GenBank genome assembly. Lineage: Eukaryota; Metazoa; Platyhelminthes; Cestoda; Cyclophyllidea; Taeniidae.